Molecule: messenger RNA, 867 nt
Organism: Aspergillus lentulus
Lineage: Eukaryota; Fungi; Ascomycota; Eurotiomycetes; Eurotiales; Aspergillaceae
Product: SDR family oxidoreductase
Biological process (GO): triglyceride catabolic process; phosphatidic acid biosynthetic process
Cellular component (GO): endoplasmic reticulum; lipid droplet
Molecular function (GO): triacylglycerol lipase activity; acylglycerone-phosphate reductase (NADP+) activity
Source: RefSeq, a predicted model, not a curated record
AUGGCUCAGAAGACGGUCUUCAUCACAGGUUGCAGCGAAGGCGGAAUAGGUGACGCUCUAGCUAAAUCAUUCCACAAAAAGGGCAUGCGAGUGUUUGCAAGUGCUCGCAAUCUUGCAAAGGUUCAACAUCUUAAGGAAAUGGGUCUUGACGUCGUACAACUGGACGUCGCCGACGGAGACUCGAUCAGAGAAGCGGUGGAGACUGUUAAGGCGGCAACUGGGGGAACUCUGGAUUUCCUGGUGAAUAACUCGGGUUUAGGAUACAGUGUUCCCUUGUUGGAUUCGGACGUGUCCGUAGCGAAGAAGAUGUUUGAUGUGAACGUCUUCGGUGUCGUUACUGUAACUCAAGCAUUUGCGCCCCUUCUCAUUGCCUCAAAGGGGACCAUUAUCAACAUCGGGUCCGUGCUUGGCAAAAUGCCACUCCCAUGGCAAGGAUACUACAACGCAAGUAAAGCCGCAGUUGCUCUCAUCACCGACCAAAUGCGCAUUGAGCUCUCUCCUUGGGGAGUUAGAGCGAUCCUCGUCAAUACCGGUGCAAUCAGAACAAAGUUCUUCGAUAAUCUUGCAAACACCCCAGUCCUCCCAGAAGGUUCCCUGUACUAUCCUGCUAAGGAUGUGAUUGAGCCAGCAUUAGCUGGAGCCGGGGUGGAGAAGAAUGCCAUGGAUGUCAACUCGUAUGCUGAGGCUGUUGUCAACAACGCAACAAGAUCCAGCCCUAAAAAGCAUCUCUGGAUUGGAGGAGCGGCUCUUCUGACCUGGUUGGCUUCGACUUUCGGUUGGUCAACCAUUUGGGACUUGUUACUUCCCUCUUUCAUUAACUUGCCAGCUAUAACGAACAAGAUUCGCACCGCAGAGAAGGUGGAAUAG